Molecule: messenger RNA, 806 nt
Organism: Drosophila biarmipes
Lineage: Eukaryota; Metazoa; Arthropoda; Insecta; Diptera; Drosophilidae
Product: serine protease 1
Biological process (GO): proteolysis
Molecular function (GO): serine-type endopeptidase activity
Source: RefSeq, a predicted model, not a curated record
AUGAAAGUGCUGGGAGUUCUGUUCAUUUCGGCCUGCUUGGUGGCGGCCUUCGAAAAGCCCGUGCCCGUGAAGGACAUGCCCGUGGAUAAGAGGAUAAACGGACGUAUCACCAACGGCUAUCCUGCCUACGAGGGAAAGGUGCCCUAUGUGGUGGCUCUGCGAUUCGAGAGCGGAAACGGCGGCUGGAACUGCGGCGGCUCGAUCAUUGGCCACGAGUGGGUCCUCACCGCCGCCCACUGCACCUACGGAGCCAGCUACGUGACCAUCAGCUACGGCGCCGUGUGGCGCCACCAGCCGCAGUUCACCCACGUCUCCUCGGAGAUGAUGCACCACCCCGACUACGACAACGGAAGCGACAUCGCCCUGAUCAAGACCCCCCAUGUGGACUUCUGGUCCCUGGUCAACAAGGUGGAGCUGCCCACCUACGACGAUCGCUACAACAACUUCUACGGCUGGUGGGCCCUGCUCUCCGGAUGGGGCGCUACCUCCGAUACCAGCGGCAUGACUGACUACCUCAACUGCGUGGACAUCCAGAUUUCCGACAACGACGUGUGCCUGAACUACUACGGCAGCCACUUCAUCACCCCCAACCACCUGUGCUACGCCACACCAGAGAACAAGGGCUCCUGCGGCGGAGACUCCGGCGGUCCGCUCGUCCUCCACGACGGCAACCGCCAGGUGGGCAUCGUCUCCUUCGGCUCCGUCGAGGGUUGCCUUUCCAACAGCCCCAAGGGAAUGACUCGUGUGUCCAGCUACUUGGACUGGAUCCGCGACAACACGGGCAUUUCCUACUAAUAAAAUCCGCC